UCCUCGACGUUGUCUCUUGCCUUCAUCCUCCUCGGGUUUUACGCGUCUGCGUCCUGUAAAUCAAGCACGACUACGCCUAGCAUGAUUCCUCGGCGCUCGAACAGGCUCUCACAGACUCUUCGCCUCUCCCUUGUUCGCCCCACGGGGAAUGCGGGGUUUGCUUCCGCGCGACCUUCAGUUCGUGAAGAGGUUGCGACUGUACCGCGUACAAAUGUCAGUCGCAGCUCUGCGGUCCAUCCGCCUGCACGAGCAGUGCGCUCCUUUGCGACAUCCAUCCCAGAUCGACCUUCCACGUCCAGAUUACCUCAUUUCGACAAGAUACUUGUCGCGAACAGAGGAGAGAUUGCAUGUCGCGUGAUGCGGACUGCGCGAAAGCUGGGCAUCAAGACGGUCGCGGUGUACAGCGAAGUUGACAAGGAUUCCCUACACGUCCAGAUGGCAGACGAGGCUUACUGCAUAGGACCCGCUCCUUCUGCAGAUAGCUAUUUGAGGAAGGACAAGAUUAUCGACGUCUGCAAGAGAAGUAGUGCACAGGCCGUACAUCCAGGCUAUGGUUUCCUGAGCGAGAAUGCACAGUUCGCCGAGGCACUUGAGAACGAAGGCAUUGUCUUCAUUGGCCCGCCUGCUAGCGCCAUCGUCAGUAUGGGCUCGAAGAGCGAGUCGAAGAAUAUCAUGUCUGCCGCCAGCGUUCCCUGCGUACCGGGAUACCACGGCGACAAUCAAGAUCCUGAAUUCUUAUUCCAACAAGCGCAGAAGAUUGGUUUCCCCGUCCUCAUCAAGGCUAUCCACGGAGGUGGAGGCAAAGGCAUGCGUACCGUGACAAUUCCUACCGCCGAAGCCUUCUACGAAGCGCUCGAGUCAGCCAAGCGCGAGUCCCAGAAGGCGUUCGGGAACGACACCGUCCUCGUCGAGCGCUACAUUCAGCGGCCGAGGCACAUCGAGGUGCAGGUCUUCGCUGACUCGCCCGGGAAUGCUGUCAGUCUUUGGGAGCGUGACUGCUCGGUGCAGAGGAGGAACCAGAAGAUUAUCGAGGAGGCACCCGCACCAGGUCUUUCGGAUAGGCUGCGCGCCGACUUGAGCGAGAAGGCCGUCGCUGCCGCGAAAGCCGUCCACUACCGCGGCGCGGGCACCGUCGAGUUCAUCUUUGACAACGAUACGGAGGACUUCUACUUCAUGGAGAUGAACACCCGCCUCCAAGUCGAGCACCCCGUCACCGAGAUGGUCACCGGGCUCGACCUGGUCGAGUGGCAGCUCGAGGUAGCAGCCGGCAACCCCCUCCCCCUCACCCAAUCCGCCAUCCCCCUCGUCGGCCACGCCUUCGAGGCGCGCAUUUACGCCGAGAACCCGCGCAAUAGCUUCCUCCCCGACGCCGGGCAGCUCCUCUACCUCUCCACCCCCUCCCCGACCGCCACCUUCGCCACUCCGUUCCCCGGCGCCACGCCCGGGCGGGAGGGCCAGUUUGAGCCGGCGAGGCUAGCGAGCUUGGACGCAGUGUCCCCGAGUGUGCGGCUGGAGCACGGGUUCGGGGAGGGGGCGCAUAUUGGGGUGUUCUACGACCCGAUGAUUGCGAAGCUGGUGGUGCAUGGGCGGGAUAGGACGGAGGCGCUGCGGUUAUUGAGAAAGGCGCUGGAGGAGUACCAUGUGGUAGGGGUGUCGACGAAUGUGGAGUUUUUGAGGACAUUGGCGGGCAAUAGGGCGUUCAUUGACGAGGAGGUGGAGACGGGGUUUAUUCAGAAACACUUUGAUGAGCUGUUUGCGCCGCCGGCAGCGCCAUCGCCAGAACUGCUCGCAAAGGCUGCCUUGUUCACUGCCCUGCGAGAUCACCCAGCGCCCGAGGCCUCCCCUGCUACCCUACCGUCCCCAUGGACCUCCCUCACAUCCCGCCGCUUCGGCGGAGACACCUACGAGCGCGCCAUCAGCUUCCGAACGGACGACUCCACAACCGCCACUGUCACCCUCCGGUCCACCGCGCCCGGCUUCUUCGACAUCACCGUUUCCUCCUCCGCCGACACCCCCGCGCACGACUUCCACUCCGUCCCCGCCCGCCUCCUCUCCCCAACCACCCUCUCGACGACCCUCGACAACGCGCACAGCACGACCACCAUCGUCGCGCAGCCCGCCCCGCCCACCUCGACCUCCGCCGCCCGCCUCCACCUCUUCUCUGACGGCCGGAAGACGACGCUCGGUCUCUGCGCCCCCGCGUGGGUGCAGUCCCUCGCCGGCGAUGUCGCGCAGGCGACGAAAGGUGCCUUGAGGGCACCCACGCCGAGCGUGGUGGUCGAGGUGCGCGUCAAGGUUGGCGAGCGGGUGAAGAAGGGGCAGGCGGUGGUGGUGCUGGAGAGCAUGAAGACGGAGACGGUGCUGCGGGCGGGGGCGGCGGGGGUGGUCAAAGCCGUCGGGUGUAAGGCGGGAGAGAUGGUGGAGGAGGGAAGGGAUUUGGUGGACAUUGAGGAAGACGAGUAA
Messenger RNA from Schizophyllum commune H4-8, 2463 nucleotides. RefSeq lists its product as uncharacterized. NCBI's taxonomy places the organism in Eukaryota, Fungi, Basidiomycota, Agaricomycetes, Agaricales, Schizophyllaceae. The transcript is spliced from 10 exons. The record is from RefSeq and is a predicted model, not a curated record. Gene Ontology annotation, molecular function: metal ion binding; ATP binding; methylcrotonoyl-CoA carboxylase activity. The coding region runs from base 82 to 2463 and encodes 793 amino acids. Gene Ontology annotation, cellular component: mitochondrion.